UGACCAUGGAAAGAUCAUUGUCUUGAUUAUCAAUACUAGCUUCCCUCUGUGCUGCUGGCAAUUCAGAAACAACCUCAAGUUUUCUGUUGAUUUCACAGUAGCUGGUCUCAGCACCAUUAAUGUUUCUGCAUACAGGAGCAAACUGUUGAGAAGUGUUAUGACAUUAAUCUCACCCUGAAGGUCAGUAAAACAAUGGAGAUUGUGGACUUUAGGAGACGGCGAGAGUCACAUUGACGCCUCUCCAGUGGACGCUGUCAGUAACCGCGCAUUCUUCUUCUUUCGGAUUUCAGAUAAUCAGAGAAAGACUGUCAGAGCUAAGCCAUUUUAGCGUUAAUUCCUUUCUAGAGGAUAUCAAAGCCUUCUAAAGAUAGGUAAGGAAGUAGAGGAUGAGCAAAGCCACACUAACCUACCAAAAUGCCAUUGAAGGUCUUACGGUUUGGUAUGGUGUGGUUUAGUGUUGUGGGGUGUGUGAUAUGGUCUGGUUUGGUAAAAUGGGGUGGUGCGAUGGAGCAGUAAUUUCCGCGAGGAAAGCCAUACAGAAGGUAAUGAGAUCUCAGAAGACCAGAGGAUCUGCCGUCUCGCAGAUAUGUGCUGCCGUAAAUAAUAAAGUGUAUUUUGGUGCCUAACCACAAGCUGUUCUCACGCCCGGAGUUUGGUAAGAGGUUUCACAGCAACAGAACCCUGACUAACAGAUUUAAGAGGAGUUUCUUCCCUCAAGCCAUAUGCAAUAGAAUAUCUAAAUAUCACUUGCACCUCUGUGAAUUGCAGUGUCCUUUUUUUUUUACUUGUCUUCACCACAGUAUAGCACCUCUAACGGCUAUUUAUUAUUUUGUUAUAUGUUGUUGGCUGUUUGUGCUAACUGCGGCUGAGCAAGCAUUCCAAUUCACAUGGUCUAUAAAUUAAACGGCUUACAUUUUCUGUCUUGAAUCUUUCAGUGGUGUAAUAUUCACAUUUCCUUGUAUCUUUGAUUAUUUCCGGAUUAAGAAUUUUAAAUCAGUUACAUAAGUUAAUGGGCAGCUUCAGAGUAUAACGCUUCGCGUUAUAAGUGAUAUUAAAGCAUUCCGAGGUAAACAUAUCACGCCAAUAGGAACCGUACUGCCGGCGUCCUUGUUCUCCGGGGACAUUUAGGGGGACACCGCUUUAUGGCGGGAGCUCUUGUGUUUCCAGGCUAACAGCACCAACGCUUUACAGAAGGUGAGUGUAAGUGGGUGGUAGCAUGUCACAUGGCACCCGAGCUGAACCAUGGAUCGAGGAGUUGAUCCAGAACUACGGAACUGGGCAAAGGACCACCAGGGUGCUCGCUCGUGUUAAAAGGGUACUGGAAGGCCAGGCAGUUGGUGAAGCAACAGGCUCUCUGAAGGAGCUGGGCGAGGAUCCGGUGGCGCUCCUCCUUCUGUCCGACGGGCCGGCUGCGAUCCGUGGCCUCCUCACCAGGGAGGCGUGGCAGAAGUUUCUCAGAGCCCCCCAUAGCCUGAGGGUGAAUGCGACGUUCACCAGCCUUGCAGGCCACAGCGUGUUACUGCUGAGAUACAACCUCAUGGCCCAGAGGGAUGUGGAGGAGGGAAAAUGGCAGUUGAUGUUGACAGUCCAUGAAUUGAUCACCACAUUUACCCCUGGGGCUCAUAAACCCUGCAGGUCUCUGCAGGAGGGGUGUUCCUCUGACGGUGAACCAUGCUGUUUAGAGUCCCCUGCAACGGCACAUCAGGACAGACUGAACUCUCUGCAGCAGCAUCUUAGGGGGCUGCUGUCGCCCCCAUCUGGCCCUGAUUUACAGGGCCGUCCUGUGAUUGGUAGAACAGGAUGGGAUAGAGACAGGAUCAGGUACAAGGACGAACCCCAAUUCACCGUCCCUUCCAGCUUCUAUCUCUCCGACAGCCAGUUGGAGGAGUUAGAGAGGCAGGUCGCCAACCCGCGUGUUUCUGUGACAUGUAGCCCAGGUGAACUGGAGGAAAAGGGUUGUCCACACAGCCCUGACCCGGAAAAUGAUUCCCUCUUGGAAUUUGGGAAUCAGGAGAAGGUGCCCAUUAACCCGUGGGAUAUGUUUGCUGCUGAGGUCGGAAUCAGAACAUCGUCGGACGAAGGGUCAGGGUCUGUCAGCCCCAAAGGCCUUCCUGAAAUAGGCGACUCACCGCUGUGUUCCCCGCAACCCUGUCACUCUCAGCCCGCCGUGGUUGCCAUGGCGCCAGGCAGGCAGAUGUCAACCGGGAGCAGUAGGCCGGCCCCAUGUGAGAAGCAGGCUAAUGAAGGCCUGGAGUCUGUGGGAGGCUCAGUGCAGCUGAGGGAACCUUCUAACCAGGGCAGCCACAUCCCCGCAGAGCCUGCGUCAAGCCCCAUCGAGUCCCCCCCCCCCGUGCGGACACGGCUCUUAGUGAAAGAUGCUUCCCUUGGCCUCGACCCAUGCCACUCCAGCUACUGGGCUCGCCUCAGGCUCUGUCCCCUGAUCCGCCCCCCACUACCCUCACCCCCAGUUUGUGAACUGAAAACUCAGCAGGAAGAAGGAGUCCCGCUGAAUAAGUCAAAAAAUAGAAGUAAGAGGAGGAAGAGGCCUCUGUUGACAGCAGACGAGGACGAAGGACGAAGAAGACCAGGAGGGGUGCGGGCUGCCACGGAGGGUCGUCAACCCAAUGAGAAAGAAGAACCCAAAAUUCUCACUGGCUUUGACCCCGGUCCUUCAGAACCAGGGACUUCCAGGAGCCGGAUUGAGCCCCGCUCCAGUACGCGCACCUCCCAGCCUCUCAGGACUCACCCAGAUGGGACCCCGUUCAGCUACACCUAUGAGCCAGAUGAGAGUAUAUCACAAGCCCUCCAAAACCUGAGGGUUCCUGAUGACCUCUUGCGGUGGUCAGUGAAGUACCUGCUGCAGAACAACUACACUAAGAGCACCAAAUGACCUUCAUCAGCAAGCUGCACAACCCAGGUUCCUGAGGUUAAUCUCUGACCCUUAGCCCUGAUUGAACUGUAACCCCAUUUGUAUCAAUCAGAAUAAAACUGUUCUGUUCCUUGGUCA
Brienomyrus brachyistius is the source of this 3007-nucleotide messenger RNA. RefSeq lists its product as uncharacterized. NCBI's taxonomy places the organism in Eukaryota, Metazoa, Chordata, Actinopteri, Osteoglossiformes, Mormyridae. The transcript is spliced from 12 exons. The record is from RefSeq and is a predicted model, not a curated record. Gene Ontology annotation, molecular function: telomeric repeat DNA binding. Gene Ontology annotation, cellular component: chromosome, telomeric region; telomerase holoenzyme complex; shelterin complex. Gene Ontology annotation, biological process: telomere capping; telomere maintenance via telomerase. The coding region runs from base 1217 to 2890 and encodes 557 amino acids.